UGGUACAAACGUCAGUCAGCACAGUCUAUGUGUACCAGGCCGUUGGACAACUCCUGUUGAUAAAGAUUUUGUAAUAAUUUACUUAAUUUAUGCGGUUUUUCGAGUGAUUUUGUCAGUUUAGUGUUUAGAUAGUGCUGUGAUAAGGAUUUGACAAUGUAUUCGAAGAUGCCGUUUUCAUUGGAAAACAUACCGAGGCAGAGGAGUUUUGGCUGUCUCUCACUCAAAUUCGGCUGCAUAUUCUCAGGUUUACUCAUAAUACUAUACACAGUGCUAGCACUCGCACAAUGUCUGGCCUCCUUGGACAAGCAGAUCCCGGGCUCCGUGAACAUGGACAACCUGGAGAAUGUGAUGAUGUACAGCUUCGCGAUUGGGGUCAUUGUCGGACACAUCAUCACGCUGAUUCUUACUACUAUUAUGAUGGUCGGCGCGUUGAGGGAAAAAGCUUACCUAAUUAAGCCAUGGGUGGUGUGGACAUCGUGCAUCGUGAUGGCCAACAUGCUGCUGAUCGUGUUCUGCACGGUGCUCGUCAUGAUCCCCAGCCACACCGACUCCUCGGAGCUGCUCAUGUACUUCGUCAUCUCCUUCCUUGGAUUAAUAAUUCGCAUCUACAUGUUAAUGCUGGUUACAAGUUACUACAUGGACCUUGAGGAGGAGAAAAUAGAACGCCUGCGCACAUUACUGAACACCGACACUUGGCACAGUACUGCGUAACAUUGCUCUUAAGAUUUUGCUAGGCGCUCCAAAGAUGAAUAAGAAAUGGAUAUGAAAAUAACAAGAAAUGUAUAUGAGCAUUUACCAAUUCACAUUACCAUUUUUUUUUAUUGUUUGAUUGUUGUAAUUGCAUAUAUUAAAAGUGUUGUUAGGAUAACGCCAGUAAUCUAUCUUAAUACCUACAACCAUGUUGUAUUGAAAUUGUGAUGUUAAUAGGGCUAUUUAAGUAGCUUGCAUACCUAAUCAAAAUUAAACUUAACAUUUAAGAAUUUUCAUUUCUUGACAAAAACCUUUCAGUAAUGUCUAGUUACGAACAUUGCCUAUUGUAAAUAAUAUUUCUUACGUAUAAGUGAUUUUUAUUAAAGUUUAUUCAUGUGAUUUUAUUGUAAUCCUUGUAAAUAUUCCACCUCAAAGAUUGUGAUAGUAAGUAAUUAAAUUAGUUCGUAAAAAUAAAACAUUAAAAAAAUA
Helicoverpa armigera (cotton bollworm) is the source of this 1179-nucleotide messenger RNA. RefSeq lists its product as uncharacterized. The record is from RefSeq and is a predicted model, not a curated record. Lineage: Eukaryota; Metazoa; Arthropoda; Insecta; Lepidoptera; Noctuidae. The transcript has 5 exons. Bases 154 to 711 code for a protein of 185 amino acids.